Molecule: messenger RNA, 1008 nt
Organism: Hyaena hyaena (striped hyena)
Lineage: Eukaryota; Metazoa; Chordata; Mammalia; Carnivora; Hyaenidae
Product: cytochrome P450 4F1-like
Exons: 4
Coding region: 52-480 (142 amino acids)
Molecular function (GO): heme binding; oxidoreductase activity, acting on paired donors, with incorporation or reduction of molecular oxygen; monooxygenase activity
Source: RefSeq, a predicted model, not a curated record
UUGUUGGGGGGCUUCCGUAGGGACGACCUGGCCCAGUUGCCCUUCCUGACCAUGUGCAUCAAGGAGAGUCUGCGGUUGCACCCCCCGGUCACAGCCGUCUCUCGCUGCUGCGCCCAGGACGUCACGCUCCCAGAUGGCCGGGUCAUCCCCAAAGGUGUCACCUGCCUCAUUAGUAUUUUCGGGACCCACCACAAUCCAUCCGUGUGGCCGGACCCUGAGGUAUACAAUCCUCUCCGCUUUGACCCCGAAAACACCCAGGACAGGUCUUCCCUGGCUUUUAUUCCCUUCUCCGCGGGGCCCAGGAACUGCAUCGGGCAGACGUUCGCCCUGACCGAGAUGAAGGUGGUCCUGGCGCUCACGCUGCUGCGCUUUCGGGUCCUGCCCGACGAGGAGGAGCCGCGCAGGAAGCCGGAGCUCAUCCUGCGCGCCGAGGGCGGACUUUGGCUGCGGGUGGAGCCGCUGAGCGCGCGCCCCCAGUGACCCUCCAGCUGCUGGCUUGGGCUCCACCGCGGCCUUACCUGCACACCCCCCCUGGCGGAUUCCCGGAACCAGAACGCUGUGGGCUCCUCUGCCCGGGCGCCACCGACGGCCGGCAGGUGGCGCUAGGGACCUGCGGGACCGCAGUGGGUGGGCGUGGCGGGGGGGGAGGGGAGGCUGCUGUGUGAGCGCAGGAGCCUGAGGGCCUUCCCAGCUGACCACAGGCCCCCAUGCCGAUUGCGGGUUCCCCCAGAGCCCAAUAAGGAAUUUUACCCUGUAGGCAAUAGGGAGCCAUGGGAAGUAUUUGAGUAGGAGAGGGACGUGUUAAGGACUGCCUGAGGGGCAUGUUUGAAGCUCUGGGUCACAGUGGAAAACCCGGUGUGGCACUACGCUCUGGCCACCCUAGCCUCUGCUGGUAUCUAAUAUAUCCAAUCUUUUAUCUCAGAAUCCUUCACUAUGUUUCCAUGGUUACUAUGUUUACUGAAACAUAACAAAUAUAGAUGCUUUAUCCUGUGUGUCUGAUCAUUGCAA